GACGUAUAAUGGACUGGACGGGACGCUUAUUCAGGAACAACAACACGGCUACUCUUUCAACCACCUCGAUAGCUUGCUAGCCAACAUAAAACUGAAAGAUUGACGGUUUAGACCAAGUUUAUGUACAUUAGCUAAUCCUAGUGUUUAAAACACAUUUCAGUUGACGUAUCAACUGCUUAACUUUAAUAUACUUUGCUUGUUCAAUUUGCAAACUUGUUAAAUAUUGAUACUGAGCCUAGUCCUAGGCUAGUCGCUAAUGCUAACUAGCUAGUUAACUAGCUAACAUCCCUGACCAUGAGCUCACUAAACUACUCAUCCCCUGCUAAAGAAGAAGAAGAGGUCUACUGGACGGAGAAAGAACCUCUGGAUUUGAACAUUGUCGUGAAAGAAGAAGAGGGUGUUACAGUGAAAGAAGAGAAAGAACCUUUCAGAAUGAAACAAGAGGAAGAGGAGGUUGUUAUAGGAGAAGAACCUUUUACAGAGGAAGAGGAUGCUAUCUCAAUAAAGGUGAAGAAGGAAGACGUUUUGGGAGUGAAAGAGGAGACAGAAGAUCAGAUUAACACCAGAGAGAGACACGACUAUUGCGGAUGCUUUGGGGAGCCUCAACAACAUCCUGAUGCUGACGAGUCAGAGAAGAGUCUCUCCAGAUCAGAACACCAGAUGGACAACGCUAACCCUUUCGCCCUCCUGGAGUCCCUGUGUCAUGCCUCUCCCGGUAGCGCCUUACUGCUGGGUAUGAAGAGGUUGUCUGUGCUGCUGGUGGACUGCAGGAAAACAACAGGGCUGAGUGGAACUGUGGGAGGAGGAGAAGAGAAGAAAGAAUUAGAUUUGACACAUCAAAGAGAAAGACCAGACUCAGAGGAACCAGAGCCAGGGACGUCCAAACCAGCAAGACGACACAAGUGCUCCCACUGUGGAAAGGGUUUUAACCGGUUAUGGAACAUGAAACAACACGAGAAAAUACACACAAGGGAGAAGCCUUACCACUGCUCCCAGUGUGGAAAGAGUUUUACGAUUUUAGGAAACCUGAAAGCCCAUGAGAGAAUACACACAGGGGAGAAGCCUUACCACUGCUCCCAGUGUGGAAAGUAUUUCAACCAGACAGGGGAGCUGAAACAGCAUGAGAGAAUACACACAGGGGAGAAGCCUUACCACUGCUCCCAGUGUGGAAAGAGUUUUGCGAUUUUAGGAAACCUGAACGCUCAUGAGAGAAUACACACAGGGGAUAAGCCUUACCACUGCUCCAAGUGUGGAAAGAGUUUUACAAUUUUAGGAAACCUGAAAGCCCAUGAGAGAAUACACACAGGGGAGAAGCCUUACCACUGCUCCCAGUGUGGAAAGUGUUUUAACCAUUUAGGAACCUUGAAAGCGCACGAGAGAAUACACACAGGGGAGAAGCCUUACCACUGCUCCCAAUGUGCAAAGUGUUUUAUCCAUUUAGGGGACCUGAAAAAACAUGAGAGAAUACACAGGGGGGAGAAGCCUUACCAUUGCUCCCAAUGUGGAAAGAGUUUUAAGCUUUUACGAUACCUUUUACGAUACCUUAGCCAACUGUUGGAAAAAAAUGGUGUUUGACCAAAUACAAUGCUAUUUCUCUGUAAACAAAUUAACAACAGACUUUCAGCAUGCUUAUCGAGAAGGGCACUCAACAUGUACUGCACUGACACAAAUGACUGAUGAUUGGUUGAGAGAAAUUGAUAAUAAGAAGAUUGUGGGAGCUGUACUGUUAGAUUUCAGUGCAGUCUGUGAUAUUAUUGACCAUAACCUGAGAAAACGUAUGUGCUAUGGCUUUUCAACCUCUGCCAUAUCGUGGCUUCAGAGAUAUCUAUCUACUAGAACUCAGAGGAUUUUUAAUGGAAGCUUCUCUGUCAAACAUGUAAAGUACCGCACAGCAGCUCUCUAGGCCCUCUACUCUUUUCUAUUUUUACCAAUGACCUGACACUGGCAUUAAACAAAGCAUGUGUGUCCAUGUAUGCUGAUGACUCUCUAGGCCCUCUACUCUUUUCUAUUUUUACCAAUGACCUGACACUGGCAUUAAACAAAGCAUGUGUGUCCAUGUAUGCUGAUGAUUUCCUAUGAGUCAAUGAUUUUAAUUAGAAAAAGCAAUUAUGCUCUCUCCUCAAUCCCUUACAGUUUCUUUGGAAAGUAUUCAGACCCCUUGACUUUUCAAAAAUGGAUUAAAUAAAACAUUUUCCUCAGCAAUCUACACAUAAUACCCCAUAAUGACAAAGCGGAAACAAGUUUUUUAUAAAUUUUUGCUCA
Salmo salar (Atlantic salmon) is the source of this 2262-nucleotide messenger RNA. NCBI's taxonomy places the organism in Eukaryota, Metazoa, Chordata, Actinopteri, Salmoniformes, Salmonidae. The record is from RefSeq and is a predicted model, not a curated record.